Molecule: messenger RNA, 1036 nt
Organism: Brassica napus (rape)
Lineage: Eukaryota; Viridiplantae; Streptophyta; Magnoliopsida; Brassicales; Brassicaceae
Exons: 2
Coding region: 572-1036 (154 amino acids)
Molecular function (GO): zinc ion binding
Source: RefSeq, a predicted model, not a curated record
UAGAUUCUGAAUCUUAGACCGUAAUUAUCUUCUUUACUUUAUUAGUCCCCACUUGUGUUAAUUUAUAGUUUUUGAAUUUUGAGUAUACUGAUCAAUAUAUCAGAUUUCUUUUUGCGCGCGCGCUGAGCGUGUUUAGUCGGGCUGGCGAUCUAUUUCCCCACCGGAACUAUGGUGUCGCACUAUUUCUCCAUCAAACUAUUGUCUCGUUUCAUUUCCCCACCAAACGAAAGUUAAAUAUCUAUAUACCCACCAUAUCAAAGUUAAAUAUCUCUUUUCCCACCCGACCAAUUUCGAUGGUUAAAUGUCGAAACCCCAGUACCAAACCAUCAAACCUCCGUUAGUAAACCGAAGGAAAACCCAAAUAUUGUUAAACCGGACCUAUAUCUCGGUGAUAACCCGACACAACGGUCAAAAAUCCCAAAUCUAAAAAAUCCCAAAUUGAUAAGAACCCUAGAAAAAACUGUAUAAUGUGAAUCUCAGAGUUCUUCUUCUUUUUUUCUUAUUGUCGAGUGCUUUUUGCUUUUUGUUCUUAAUCUCUUCUCACUUUGUGUUAAUUUUCAGAUCUAAAGCCAUGAGUAACGUGUCUGGAGCUUCUAGUGGUUCGUCAAGUGGACGUUCUGGAGGCAGAGUGUUUGGUGUGCCGAGAAUUUGUCAUUGUGGGGUUCAAAUAAUGGAAUUGGUUUCUAAAUCCAGCAACAAUCCGUAUCGGCGUUACUAUCGUUGCGGAUAUGCUGUAUCUAAGAAGCUCUCGAAUGACAACCACACUUUCAAGUGGGUCGAUGAGGCUUAUUUAGAUGAGAUAGAGGCAUUAAAAAUGAAAAAUGCUUCACUUGCGGCAAAACUGGAGACAGUUACAAUGGAGAGGAAUGAGUUUGAGAGAAUAGUGUUUGAGAAUGUGCAAAUGAAGCUUGAAAAGGAGAUUUUCGAGAGAGUUGAAGAGGCUUUGGUUGAAUCAUCUUCUACGAUGAAGAAAAUGAUGGUUGUUGUAGUUGUUUUGUGUAUGGUCAUGGUUGGGUUUAGUAAGCUCUUUGGUUGA